Erigeron canadensis is the source of this 961-nucleotide messenger RNA. RefSeq names its product MADS-box protein SVP-like. Lineage: Eukaryota; Viridiplantae; Streptophyta; Magnoliopsida; Asterales; Asteraceae. Gene Ontology annotation, cellular component: nucleus. Gene Ontology annotation, biological process: positive regulation of transcription by RNA polymerase II. The record is from RefSeq and is a predicted model, not a curated record. The transcript has 9 exons. Gene Ontology annotation, molecular function: protein dimerization activity; DNA-binding transcription factor activity, RNA polymerase II-specific; RNA polymerase II cis-regulatory region sequence-specific DNA binding. Bases 100 to 792 code for a protein of 230 amino acids.
UUCUACUUUUGCUAUUCCUGUAUGCUAGCUAGCUAGCUAGGGCUAAUAAUUUGUUAAUUAGUAUAUUUCUUCAGUUCAUCAUCAAAGGGUGUUUAGUAGAUGAGGAUGGUGAGACAAAAAACUCAGAUAAAAAAGAUAGAAAACUUAGCAGCAAGACAAGUGACUUUCUCAAAGAGAAGAAGAGGGCUUUUUAAGAAGGCUCAAGAGCUGUCUACUCUUUGCGAUGUCGAUUUGGCUCUCAUCGUCUUCUCGGCCACUGGGAAGCUCUUUCACUACUCCCCUCUAAGUAUGAAUCAAGUGCUCGAACGACAUAGACUACAAUCCCAGAACAGUGGAGGAUCGCAACAAUCAUCUCAGGAUGAGAUACAGGUUGCACUGAGAAGAUCUGCCAUGUUGAGCAAAGAACUUGCAGAAAAACGCCGUGAAUUGGGGCAAAUGAAAGGUGAAGAUCUUCAAGGACUUGAUCUCAAGGAGCUAAGCAAACUAGAGGCUAUUAUUGAAUCUAGAUUGGUUGCAGUAGUAAAAGCAAAGGCUGAAAAAAUAUCAGAAGAUAUCAAUACUCUAAAGCAGAAGGAAGCUCAGAUGCUGGAAGAGAAUGCACAAUUGAAAAAACAGUUGGUGAUGAUGGAAAAAUCUGUAGGUCAGAGGAUUAUACAUGGCCAAUGCGGUCAUUACCAUUCGCUGGAGUUAACUAUCAGUAUUAGUAGCCUGAGCUCAACGGAUCCUUCUCAUAAGUGCAACAGUAGCAACUCGGAUACCUGCCUAAAACUUGGGCAACCUUUUUCUGAUUGAGCUGAUGUGGUGAAAUAAGACAACUCCAAAGGCAACCAACCAUCGUUUAACACAGGUUAUUGGCUCACUGAUAAUGUUUGUUUUUUACUUGAAUAAACUAUAGGGUUAUCUUUGUGUUUUGAUGAAAUAAUAACCAAAUAAAUUUCAUGGUGUUGCACAGUUGCAGUAA